Adineta steineri is the source of this 933-nucleotide messenger RNA. NCBI's taxonomy places the organism in Eukaryota, Metazoa, Rotifera, Eurotatoria, Adinetida, Adinetidae. The record is from the annotation of a GenBank genome assembly.
AUGGCUUUUGAAAUUGUUGAUAGUCAUCAUCAUCUUUGGUCAUUAUCUUCAUCGAAUCGAGUUAAAUAUAACUGGCUUAAACCAGUAUCUGAAGGUGGUGCACCAGAGCAUCUUGCUGGUGAUAUUAAUCUCUUAAAACAAGAUUAUCUACUUGAAAAUUAUCUUCGUGAUGCAACAAAUCCUUCAUGUCAUUUAAUUAAAUCUGUUCAUGUUCAAGCUGAAGCAAGUGAUUCUAUAGAAGAAGUUAAAUUUCUAGAACAAAUUGCAAAUGAAAGUUCUGGCGGAUUUCCACAUGGUAUUGUUGCUCAUGCAAAUUUAGCAUCACCAGAAUUACCAACUCUAUUAGAAACUUAUACUCGUGAUUAUCCACGUGUAAAAGGUGUUCGUCAAUUACUUAAUUGGUCAACAACAGAUCCACGUUUAUCAAUGACUGAUCGUGGUGAUUAUCUAACUGAUAAAACAUGGCUUGAUGGUUUUCAAUUACUUAUAUCACAUUCUUUAUCAUUUGAUUUUCAUGUAUAUCCAUCACAAAUGAUUGAUGCAUCGAAAGUAGCACGACAAUAUCCAAAUGCAAUACUUAUUCUUGAUCAUUGUGGUUUACCUGUUGAUGGUCAAAAAGAUUUUGAUGGUUGGAAAGAAGGUAUGAAACAUAUGGCUGAACAAACCAAUGUUAUUUGUAAAUUAAGUGGAUUAGUUAUGUUUAAUCAUACAUGGUCAAAAGAAAUCUUAUCACCAUAUAUACUUGAAUGUCUUCGUUUAUUUACACCAAAACGUUGUAUGUUUGGAUCAAAUUUUCCAGUAGAUAAAUUAAAUAUAACAUAUGAAGAACUUGUUAAUGUUUAUCGUGAUAUUGCAGAAAAUGAUGCAGGAUUAUCAAAAGAUGAACUUAAUUUAAUAUUUAAAGAGAAUGCAAUCAAAACUUAUCGUUUAUAA